CUUGCACCUUCCGAAGACGGCGGCAACGAUAGCGGUGGCGACGACGACAGUAGUGACGACGCUAAGAAAGACGACGGCGACAACAAAAACGAUGGGGAUUCUGAAGACGACGAACAGACGAAGCUGACCGGUCACAAGCGGCUAGCGGCUGCCUACUUCGGGAAGAACGGGGUUGGCCGCGGCGGCGGUGUGAACCGGGAGCAGUUCAAGGCCUUCGUGCGAGAUCUGAGGCUGGACGUUAAGACGGUGGAGUGCCGUCUGUACUCGCGUUCGAUGUGCGUGCUUUGUGUGUCGCCGUCAAGGCGUUGUGUCGGGCUGGUGGCCUUGUCUCUGUUGUUGUGCCCGUGCCAGUUUUCCGUGCUACGACACCAUGUAAACAGGCAUCGCUUUUGUCUCGGCGGCGGCGGCGGCCGUGCUAACGGAUCGGCGGCGAAGGCGGCGGCGAAGGCGGAGGAGGCCGGCAAGGACGGAGGCGGCGGAGAGGGCGACGGUUCGGGGUGGUGGAGCCGGUACAAGAACGACACCAUCUCGAUGGCCGACCUCGCGCUCACCCUAGUGUCCACGUCCCACCCGAGAAAGAUGCCGGUGUUCUUGGCGAGGGUGCAAGCCAUCCAGAAGAAGCGGAAACAGAUCCCUCUCAGGGAUGCUCUUCUCCUGCACGAGGUUCUCGAGGACCACGCCCAGGACCUGGAGGAUGCCCUCGGCAUGUACAGCAAGGCGUCGUCCGGCGGGGCCGUUACCGCGACGGACUUCGCGCGCGCCGCGAAAGUGAUCUCCGGAAAGGAGCUCAGCCCGGAGUGCGUGUGGCUGGUGUUCAAGAUGUUCGACAGCGGGGCCGACGGCCGUCUGGAGCACGACGAGCUGAUCGAGGCGACCCACCACAGGCUCCGGUCCCUCCCUGGGCGACGAGAGUUCCCCAACAGCGUCGCCCGCUUCGUGCAGUGCGUUCGCGGCGACCCAUGAUGAGAUUGUGUUGUCAUGCGCUAUGCGCUGGCGCUGCCCCUCCGGCUGCUGGCGCCCAGGGGCAGGAGGCGCGUACUGGCGCAGCUGCUACGAGCGUGGUACUUCAAGGGGAAAGAGGGGGGCAGGGAGCGCCUUCACAGGUGGUGGCGGGAUGAGGAGGUUUGUGAGACUGGGCACGGCGGUGUUGACCUACUCUCUCGUGUAACGGUACUUCGUACCGCUUUGGAGUUGUUGUAGCUGCUCGCGUGCGGCGGGGUGGGCGGUGCCCGGGUUGAUGUGCACCGACUGACCCCCCAGAGCCACUCUGUGGAAUAAUAUAGUUGACCACGUACUAGGAAAAAUGUCGCGCCGACACUAUUGAGAUACACAUUUUCGUGAUUUUGUUACACGUUGGUUAUACAGGUGCGGAGGGAAACACGGCAUGCACCUCGAAGUUGAAUCGCCUUCAAAAUAUCUUUGAGAUUCUGUAAUGGCGGGGGUUGUUUGGCAGGUUUGCCCGUGCCGUGUACUAGCUGAUGUUUUUUUCGCGUGAUUUGGUAGACGCUUCAAGGCUUCGUUGUCGCCGAGAACAAAUGACAAAGUAAGUGGAAUCAAACGCUCACUUCUCUUCCGGAAAUAGACAUGACAUAGCAUAGACGACUAGAUUUUCUUUUCUUUUUUAAAAGGGCCAGGAAAGAGUGAGAGGACUCGUGCAUGUGAUGCAUGUUCGCAGUCCGUCGCGGGGGGGCGCGCAGAAUUUUGCCGAAAAUCGGGCAAUCGGGACUCGGGCGAACGGGACUGAGUGGGGGAGGGGGUCGGGGGUAGAGAUGGAGCAAGCAAGAAAGUCCCGCGGACACCUCGACUGUUGUCAUUUAGAUUGUAGGUAACCUCCGCUCACUCUUGGAGGUUCCGCGGCGGGUGUCGAGUGCUCGCAAGCUUAACCCACGAGGCUGAAGAAGAAAAGACGAGGACCUUCUCAGGCAGCGGCAGUAUACGAAAAACGAGAGCGGUGUAAACCGAGAGAAAUGGUUGGUUUCCAGCCUCUA
Molecule: messenger RNA, 1988 nt
Organism: Ectocarpus sp. CCAP 1310/34
Lineage: Eukaryota; Phaeophyceae; Ectocarpales; Ectocarpaceae
Source: the annotation of a GenBank genome assembly